Asparagus officinalis (garden asparagus) is the source of this 2660-nucleotide messenger RNA. RefSeq names its product cell division control protein 48 homolog C-like. Gene Ontology annotation, biological process: ribosome biogenesis. Gene Ontology annotation, cellular component: nucleus. Gene Ontology annotation, molecular function: RNA binding; preribosome binding; ATP binding. Bases 41 to 2410 code for a protein of 789 amino acids. Lineage: Eukaryota; Viridiplantae; Streptophyta; Magnoliopsida; Asparagales; Asparagaceae. The transcript has 11 exons. The record is from RefSeq and is a predicted model, not a curated record.
UGCUAACCCUCUACCAAAAAAUCCACCGUGCUCGGCGGCAAUGGGGAAGAGAAUGAGACGCGGCGGCCGAUCGCCAGCGUCAUCCUACUCCGUCCUCAACCGCGAGGAACUCCGCGAUCACAUCGUCGCCGCGAAGCUCGACUCCUCCUUCGACGUCACCGCCGUCGUCAAUCACCUCCGCUCCGAUUAUCCCCACUACUCCCGCAUUAAGGUCCAGCCUUUCACACGCCUCGUCCAGGAAACCCUAGAUUUCCUUCACCAAACCCAAAAAUCAUCUUCCUCCAAUGACGACGAUGAGGUCAACCGAAGCACUAAAUGUAGGAACCCUAACCCUAGGAGGACCGAUGAGUCGGAGAGGAGAUUGCUUCGCGCUGAGGCUGAGCAUGUACGGAAACAGAAGCGCAAGAUCCACCAAGCUGAUCCAUCUGAUGCCUCGACGGCAGGCUCGACCUCGACCUAUGAAUCUGAUGACGACGAUGCCAUAUUCGAGGCGAAGGUCGAUCCAGAAUUUGACCUAAUGAAGUCCAUGCUGAGGGAUAACUAUGGCAAGAAGUCAAAACCGCAGAAAGAGGAUGAAAACCUAGAAAUUGAAGCUUCUGCUGGGAAGAAGAGGAUGGUUAUAGGUGAAAAUUUAGCAAAGGUGGAGUCUUCGAUGAAGGGAGGGGUAAUAAGAAGGGAAGGAACUAGGUUUGAGGAUCUUGGCGGGAUGAAGGAUGUUUUGGACGAGUUGCAGAUGGAGGUGCUCGUGCCGCUUGUUCAUCCGGAGCUGUUGAAGAGACUAGGAGUCCGUCCGGUUGCCGGAAUUUUGCUGCACGGGCCGCCAGGUUGUGGGAAGACGAGGCUUGCGGAGGCCAUUGCAAAUGAGGCUGGUGUCCCCUUUCAGAAAAUCUCUGCUCCUGAAUUCAUUUCGGGUGUCUCUGGUGCUUCUGAAGAAACUAUAAGAGACCGUUUCAAAGAGGCAUACAGAACUGCUCCAUCAAUCAUAUUCAUUGAUGAGAUAGAUGCAAUUGCUUCCAAGCGAGAAAACCUGCAAAGGGAGAUGGAACGGCGGAUAGUAACACAGCUUAUGACUUGCAUGGAUGAAUCACAUCACACUCAGUCAUGUGAUGAUUCCCAGACAGAAACAUCUGAGAAGAAGCCUGGUUAUGUUCUUGUAAUCGGAGCAACAAACAGACCAGAUGCACUUGACCAAGCUUUGAGGAGACCUGGACGGUUUGAUCGUGAGAUUUCUCUGGGUGUACCUGAUGAAAAUGCACGGCUAGAGAUCCUGUCAGUUCUUACUCGGAAAUGCAAUCUUGAGGGUGAAUUCAAUCUUAUGAAGAUAGCAAGGGCUACUCCAGGUUUUGUGGGAGCUGAUUUGAACGCACUGGUGAACAAAGCUGGCAAUCUGGCAAUGAGAAGAAUAAUGGAGAAGAGGAAAUCUGGAUUUCAAGAGGGAAAAACAGAUGACUGGUUGCGGCAACCAUUGUCCCCUGAAGAACUAGCGAGCAUUAAUGUUACAAUGUCUGAUUUUGAGGAAGCCACUAAAAUGGUUCAACCCUCUUUAAGACGUGAAGGAUUUUCCUCAAUACCUAACACCAAGUGGGAGGAUGUUGGUGGUCUCAACUCUUUGAGGAAAGAGUUUGAUCGCCAUAUUGUUCAACGCAUAAAGAACCCUGAGGAUUAUGAGGAACUUGGUUUGAACCUGGAGGUUGGCUUCUUGCUUCAUGGACCUCCUGGUUGUGGUAAAACAUUGAUUGCCAAGGCUGUUGCAAAUGAGGCAGGCGCCAAUUUCAUACACAUCAAGGGUCCUGAACUUCUGAAUAAAUAUGUUGGAGAAAGUGAGCUGGCAGUUAGAACAGUAUUUAGCCGUGCUAGAACAUGCUCCCCUUGCAUACUUUUCUUUGAUGAGGUGGAUGCUUUGACAACUAUGCGAGGAAAAGAUGGAAACUUUGGGGAUCGGCUCCUCAACCAGCUACUCAUAGAGCUAGAUGGUGCAGAUCAGAGGAGAGGCGUCUAUGUCAUUGGAGCUACAAACAGACUGGAGGUUAUGGAUCCUGCUGUCUUACGACCAGGGAGAUUUGGUACAAUUCUUUAUGUUCCUUUACCUAGCAUUGAAGAGCGUGGAUUGAUCCUCAAAGCACUUGCUCGUAAGAAGCCUGUUGCUAUUGAUGUGGAUUUGGAUGCGUUGGGACGUUGCGAGGCAUGCCAUAAUUUCUCUGGUGCUGAUCUUUCGGCCUUGAUGAAUGAAGCUGCCAUGGCUGCUUUGGAAGAGAAACAAAUGACUUUGGAGGACAGCAGUUCAUUUACUAGACCGUUAGUAAUUGAGACAUCACAUUUUGAGAAAGCUCUGGUGAAGGUUGGUCCGUCUGUUUCAGAAAAGCAAAGGAUUUACUAUGAGGCCUUGUCAAGGAGCCAUAGAUCAGCUUGAUUUGAGGAACUUGGAAAAUCAAUCCCAAAUGUGAGUCCUGGAAUGGCCAAAUUGCAAAUUAUUGUGGUCCUUUAUAGUAAUAUCGAAGGCAAAAAUUCCGUGCAGCUACAAAGUUUUGUUCGUAUAAAAAGCAAUUUUUUAUAGUGAUGUAAAUUAUGUAGGAGAGUUUAAGAUUUUGAUAUAAUUGAAUGUACUUCGAAAUAUGUAUGUACUGUCGUACUGAGAAAUGCAAUUUUGAUUCACUCGAGAA